AUGGCCUCCCAACAUGUCGUCGCCUCAACGUAUCGCUCUAUUCUUCGUGAACUGAGAAAAUCAGUCAGCCUGCGCCUUCCAAACGAAACGUCGUCAAUCCCUUGCUCGUCUAGUUUUCGAUCCAUUUUAGAAGGAUACCGGCAAUCUGGGAACGAGCGCGUCUUGGAGGAUGUUCAAAAUGCUGUAGCACUCAUGCAAGCUUCGAGGCAACACAAGUUCCUCUUGGACAGAUACAAUCCCUUGAUAGACCUGACAGCGGAAGAGAGAAUUCAUGCUACCGCUCGGCGAGUUGGCCUCGACAUGCCUCCUACGAUAACCUCUCCAGAUACACUAGCUUCUCUACAAAUCGCCGCCCGUCAUCUCCAUGAUCUUCAGCCAGUCGCAUUCCCUACCGAGACCGUGUAUGGCCUCGGUGCUCUAGCUUUAAAUUCGAUAGCAGCAUCCCGCAUAUUCGCAAUCAAAGGCCGUCCAUCAGAUAACCCUCUUAUCGUGCAUGUAUCAUCGUUCAAGAUGCUCCGUUCAAUCAUACCCUCCGAUUUCACGCUUCCAGCGACAUAUCGAAUUCUUAUGAGACACUUCUGGCCUGGAGCAUUGACCCUUCUUUUUCCCAGUGACCCUAAUGUUGUUCCAUCCAUAAUCACAGCAAAUCAUCCCACAGUUGCCAUCCGAAUGCCUUCACACCCCGUCGCCAGAGCCUUGAUAGCUGUUGCUGAUGCCCCGCUGGCAGCACCCAGUGCAAAUAGUUCAGGGAAGCCCAGUCCAACGCGCGCAGAGCAUGUCUUACGCGAUCACAAUGGCAGACUUAGUAUCAUUUUAGACGGAGGCCCUUGUGAUGUGGGGGUGGAGAGCACAGUUGUCGAUGGUUUACAACCUGAUGGCAAUAUUCGCGUACUCCGACCGGGAGGUGUUACUAUUGAGGAUAUGUCCCGAGUUCUGCAGCAAGAACUGGAUGGCGCGACAUGUAUGCCACAAAUUUUGGUGCAUCGACGCGACUAUGCAGACCAGGAGUUAGAACAAGCACCAACUACGCCGGGUAUGAAAUACAGACACUAUUCCCCAUCGGUACCGGUGACACUACUCUUCACGCGUUCCCCAGUCCCAGCAGGAGAACAAAGCUAUAACGCUUCGGAAUAUCUGGCAGCCCUGUCGCACAAUAGUGAUCGCUCACGCCCCAUCAAGGUCGGACUAUUAACACCGACUGAUUCCGUCCUCGGAACUUUCACGUUACCUAAUGGAAUAGAAUGGCGUCGUUUUUUCCUGGGGCCUCUCAGCAACCCUGCGGUCACCGCCCAAAAGCUGUUCAAUGGUUUGCUCACGUUAGAGGAGGAAGGGGUGGACCUAAUACUCAUCGAGGAAAUAGAGGAGUUCAAGGAGGGCCUUGCUGUGAUGAAUCGCGUCAGGAAAGCCGCUGGCGAACUCAAAUACCUGUCC
Molecule: messenger RNA, 1431 nt
Organism: Desarmillaria tabescens
Lineage: Eukaryota; Fungi; Basidiomycota; Agaricomycetes; Agaricales; Physalacriaceae
Product: YwlC protein
Exons: 4
Biological process (GO): regulation of translational fidelity
Cellular component (GO): cytoplasm
Molecular function (GO): tRNA binding; double-stranded RNA binding; nucleotidyltransferase activity
Source: RefSeq, a predicted model, not a curated record